UGCAUUCGGAUGUUUGAAUUCGCCGUCACUUUUUCAUGUAAUACCUGAGAUUCCGUUGCGAAACAGACUCAUGUGAUUCAUCGAAUGAUCAUCGAUCGUGGCACCCGUACGGAAUUUCUCCGGUCGAGGCGGUCGUUCGUUUGAAAUUCGAGAACAACGAGCAGUUUUCGAACUGACAGAAAUCCGCAUCUAACUUGCUGCGUGAACGCUACGCCAUCUUGAUUAUUCUCACACUCCAUUACGUCGUUUUUCCGAAGUCGAUGCUCCGAUUCAACGACUUCACCGUGGUUAUCGAUAAUUCGUUCGAAAAUUAUCCGAAUCCGAAUUCGAACGAAAUAAUAAUGCAUGCAUGAGAAAAGGGUGGUUUCGAUGUUGUACAUUUUUCUGUAUAAGAAACGAUACAAGUGGUGUGGAUUUUACCGUAUAAACUAAUAAUUUCAUCGAACAUGUUAAGGAAAUUUUAAAUCGAACGGUCGGAGAACAUUUAGCUGACGUAAUUUCAAUCUUUCGAAUAUAAAUUGUGACUUCUCUUGGUACGUACGUUACGUGCAACCACGGAACGGGUCACAGAAUUUUAAGUUUUCCGCGGAUUUUUCAAUGGCUUUGACCACCGUUGUGAAUUUUCCCAAUGGCGCAUGCACAGCUCAGCUGUGUGCAAUCGCGAGCAAUUUAUUAGAAAAAUAAUGUAUUUUACAGUAUUUUUAUCGAAGUAGAAGGUGUACUGGACACGGUAUUCGUAAUAUUAGGAAACAUGGACUGCCCAUCUAGUAUUGCAACAGUGCUUAAAUUCUACUCACACUACAUGUAGUCUUUCGUUCUGCAUUGCUUUUGAUGCAUCGCACGGGACAAUACAUUUUUGAGGCAAAUUACUUCUUAGCUUCGAAUCAAAGAAAUGGAUGCAUUGAGAGACGAAGACAGGCGCAGGCGCCUGAGGGUGCUGGAAGAUCGUAUAAGAGAUCCAAGAAGUGUUACAAAUAUCGAUUGCCUGUUGGAUACAGUCCAAGCCUUGGUAGCAGAUUGUGAUCAUCCUAGUGUAAAACGAAUGAAGAAUAUAGAAGCAUAUAUGAAUAGAUAUGACUCGGUGGCUCAUGAUAUUUGUAAAAUGCGAAUGCGCAUGGAUGAUUUCACUUUAAUAAAAGUGAUAGGCCGUGGGGCAUUUGGGGAAGUACAAUUGGUACGACAUAAGUCUACGCAAAAAGUGUAUGCUAUGAAGUUACUCAGUAAAUUUGAAAUGAUCAAAAGAUCCGAUUCAGCCUUUUUUUGGGAAGAACGUGAUAUAAUGGCACAUGCAAAUUCCCAAUGGAUAGUUCAACUGCAUUUUGCGUUUCAAGAUCAAAAGUAUCUCUAUAUGGUGAUGGACUAUAUGCCGGGCGGCGAUCUAGUAAACUUAAUGUCUAACUAUGAAGUACCAGAAAAGUGGGCGACAUUUUAUUGUGCAGAAGUGGUGCUUGCACUAGACGCAAUACACCUGAUGGGAUUCGUUCAUCGCGAUGUAAAACCAGAUAAUAUGUUGCUCGAUAAACAUGGUCAUUUGAAACUUGCCGAUUUUGGUACUUGCAUGAGAAUGGAUAGUGACGGACUUGUUCGGUCUGAUACUGCAGUAGGUACACCUGAUUAUAUAUCACCUGAAGUACUUCAAUCUCAAGGUGGUGAAGGUGUAUAUGGAAGAGAAUGUGAUUGGUGGUCAGUUGGUGUGUUCUUAUAUGAAAUGCUUGUUGGUGAUACUCCUUUUUAUGCGGACUCAUUAGUUGGAACAUAUUCAAAAAUUAUGGACCAUAGAAACUCACUACACUUCCCCCAAGAAGUUGAUAUUUCCCAUUCUGCCAAGAAUUUAAUAUGUGGUUUUCUUACGGAUAGAACAAAACGUCUAGGAAGAAACGGUGUGGAUGAGAUUAAAAGACAUCCGUUCUUCGAGAAUGACCAGUGGACUUUCGAAAAUUUACGAGAAUGCGUGCCACCGGUCGUACCUGAGCUUUCUGGCGAUGAUGAUACGAGUAAUUUCGACGACGUUGACAAAGAGGAUGGACCGGAGGAGAGUUUUCCGGUACCGAAAGCAUUUUCCGGGAACCAUCUACCGUUUAUCGGUUUCACGUAUUCGGGAGAUUAUCAGUUGAUGGCUUCUAGUGGCAAAGAGUCUGUAGACGGGUUAGAAAAUCAUAUCAAUAACGGUACAAGCGAUGAUAUUAAGAUAUCUCAAUUAGAAAAUUUAUUGGAUCGAGAAAAAAGACAAGUGGAGUCCUUGGAAUCGAGGCAGAAAGCUUUGACGAUGCAAUUAGAAGCUAUGACACGUCGGGAGACGGAAUUGCGGGAAGAGAUUGGUAGAGCGAACAAGGAACUGACUUUACUACGACAUAAUUAUAAAGAAGCACAACGUAGAGUAGAGCACGAGACAGAAUCACGUAGGAAGGCCGAGUCAUUAUUCGUAGAAUUGAAAAAGAAAUUUGAUGAAGAGCAAACGAAGAGGGCACGCGACGCGAGCAAUUCACAGCAAACUUCUGAGCGUGUCGCAAGUUUAGAAAAACAAAUCAAAGAGAUGCAGUCGAAGUUGGAGAGAGAAACGGAAACGGUAACGAGACUGCGGAAACAAGCUACCGAAAUUACUGUGGCCCGACAGGCUUCGGAACAAAUGGCGAACGAACUGCAGGUGGCAAGGGCACAGUUACAGACACAACGAGAUAAUUUACAGCAAGAAGUGGCUACGUUACAAGGACAAUUGUCGAAAGAGCGUAGUUCUCGAUCGCAAGCGUCGUCUUUAACCGCAGAAUUGGAAAGUCGUUUGUCCACUCUUCACCUAGAACUUGAACACAGUCGAGAGAAAGAAGAAAAAGCGAUCUCGGACAAUAGACAAUUAACAGAAAGGAUUUCAGCAUUGGAGAAAGAAGCUGCCAGUUUAACUCUUGAACUAAAAGCAGCGCAGGCCAGAUACAAUCAAGAAGUGGUGGCUCAUCAAGAAACAGAACGUUCUCGUAUUUUGUCUAAAGAGGAAGCGAAUUUAGAAGUUGUCAAAGGGCGAAAGAGUAGAACAAUUGAAGCUAAAUUAAAUGAAGAGAAAAGUGGAAGACAACGUGCCGAAUUGCUUGCACAAGAGAAGGAGCGACAAACGUCUAUGCUUUCUGUGGAUUACCGACAAAUACAACAGAGACUGCAGAAACUGGAGGGUGAGCAUAGGCAAGAGGUAGAGAAGGUAAAAGUAUUACAGGGUCAGGUCGAACAGGAACAGCAGAAAAGAAACGUUCUGCAGACUGAUUUGGCGCAACAGUCAUCCGAAGCUGGACGAUUACGUGCAAGGGAGCAACAAUUGGUUAGCGAAGUUGCUCAAUUGAGAGAAGCAAAACGGCAAAUAGAAGAAGAAUUGCAUCACUUGAAAACGCAGAGAAACGUGGACCAGUUGCAGACGAAAGAGUUGCAAGAGCAACUAGAAGCGGAAGCUUACUUCUCGACCCUUUAUAAAACUCAGACACAAGAACUUCGCGAGGAGCUUGACGAAAAAUUGCGGUUGCAACAGGAGUUAGAAGAAGAGCGCAGCUCUCUGGUGCAUCAGUUGCAAUUGUCGCUGGCUAGAGGAGACAGCGAAGCUUUAGCAAGAUCAAUAGCCGAGGAAACCGUGGCGGAUCUUGAGAAAGAACGAACAAUGAAGGAAUUAGAAUACAAAGACGGAGUGGCCAAGCACCAUCAGGAACUGAAUUCUAAGGAACAGGUCAUAAAUCGUCUGAAAGACAGCGAAGGUGAGCUUAAGAAGAACGUUGAUCAGUACUUCAAAGAGAAAGAUGACUUGAGCAAGCGACUUAAGGAGUUACAAGAUCAACUUACUAAAGCACAGUCGAACGCCGAAGACAUAGAUAAACUUAGUAGUAAAUUGAAAACCGAGCAACUGUUGAAGCAACAAGCGGUGAACAAAUUGGCGGAGAUUAUGAACAGGAAAGAUUUGUCAUCGAGCGGUAAGACAAAGAACAAAGCGUCCGCGGCAGACCUGAGGAAAAAGGAGAAAGAUUGCAGACGUUUGCAACAAGAACUUACGCAGGAGAGGGAAAAGUAUGGACAGUUGGCAGCUAAAUGGCAAAAGGAUUUGCAAGAUCUACAGGCACAAUUGGUAGAAGAAAAUCAAGCGAAAUUAAGGUUACAAAUGGAGCUUGACUCGAAGGAUUCAGAAAUAGAAACGUUGCAAAUGAGGAUCGCGUCGUUGAAUUCGGAGACUGCCAGCGUCUCGUCAGUCGAGAAUGAUGGGGAGGAUUCUGUCUUAUCGGAACACGGUACCAUGAGGCUGGAGGGCUGGCUAAAUGUGCCAAAUAAACAAAAUAUUAAAAGGCACGGGUGGAAGAAGCAAUACGUUGUCGUCUCUUCGAAGAAGAUAAUAUUUUAUAACAGCGAGAACGAUAAGCUGAACGCCGAUCCAGUUCUGAUAUUGGAUCUAAAUAAAGUCUUCCACGUUAGAUCCGUUACUCAUGGCGAUGUCAUUCGAGCCGAUGCCAAAGAUAUUCCGAGAAUUUUUCAGUUGUUGUACGCUGGUGAAGGCGAGGCAAGGCGUCCUGGUGACGAAGGAAACACAUUGCCUGGCGUGGAACUGCCACAACUUACUGACAAGCCAGGCACACAGUCGUUAAAAGGCCACGAAUUUGUUUCUAUAUCUUAUCAUAUGCCGACGACUUGCGAAGUAUGUUCGAAACAGUUGUGGCAUAUGUUCCGACCACCGCCGGCUCUCGAGUGUCGAAGGUGUCACAUAAAAGUGCACAAGGAGCAUUUGGACAAGAAGGAGGAUGCCAUAGCACCAUGCAAAUUGCACUAUGACCCGAACAGCGCCCGUGAAUUAUUAAUCCUAGCUGGUAGUCCAGACGAGCAGAAAUACUGGGUCGCAAGAUUGUCUAGACGUGUACAAAAAUGUGGCUAUAAAGCGAAUUCUCACGUCGAUGGCACGGGCCAACGUGUCUCGCCAAGAGAGUCCACCAGAUCUACCUUGAAGCCAUAUUUAUCGGUGCAACAACGAUCCGCGACGCUGCCGGCGAACGCUAGCAUGGGCAAGUGACCGUAACUAGCGGAAUAAAUUCGAUUAGACGCUCGUGCGCAUUGAAUCUUUUUUUCUUUUUUUUGGUUCGUAAAGAAAAAAAGAAAGAAAAAGGAAGAAAGGAAGGAAGAGGGUUCGCCCGCGCGAACCCUCCUCCGCCCCUCACCCGGAACUCGAUUUUCGCGAGUGGUGGUCGGGUCUCCACGGAUUUUGGCGACGGUCGAUCGGUGUGAUGUUUUGCCUCUGGUGUCGAUCGUUAUCAGCAGCUAGCUCGUUGGUUGCGCGCGGGGAAUAGAGAGCGUACAGGGUAUAGAAAAAAAGAACGCGUCACUGACACUGCUGUAAAAUUUGCUCUCGUCGGCCACGGAUAAGAGGACGGAGAACGGCGGAGAGACGACCCUUUUCUCCCCGUCGAGGAUCGCGCUCGUGCAUAGAAGAACAAGAACAUUUCGUUGCACGUCGACAAUACCGUCGCGAGGGAGGAACACUGAGUCCGCUGUUACCCGCGUCGUACUAUCAUACUCCGAUAAGAAGUACGCGUUCUUAUCGAGUGUGACAGAGAGAUCCGACAUGUAGAGAUGAUUUUUAAUUCAGCGCUCGCUGCGUUCGACGCGACCAUUAGCCGUCGGGCAAGCAGGUAUAAACAGAUUAUAUUUGUGUUUAGGCCGCGCUUUUCUUUUUUACACCUUUCGAGCUGUCCGACCGAGGACGCGUUAAUCGUUCCUCCGCGAUCUUUCACGCAAGAGCAGAGUUGAUUCGACGUAGAAACGGGUCGCAGAGUCGGGCAAGCAGAGUAUUUAGCGGUGCUCGAAAUACUCUCCGUCGUCCAUUCCGACCCCUAAGAAGCCCCACGGUAGAUCACGGCCUGCGGUAGUAUCAUCGGGAGAACUGUAUCGAAUAGUUUCGUCGCGUCUAAUGGUCUCUUUUUAUUUAUUCUCGCUUGCCGUUCGCUUAACCGAAACCCCAUCCCCCGAACACUUGGCCGAGCGGGAGGAGAACUCGGGAGAGGAGCUCGGGAGAUCCAAGAAAUCCCGUGCGAAGCAACGUUGCUGGUAGGAGAGCUAAUCGAAUAUUGCUGGUAGGAGCGAACUAUUCGCCGGAAGAAACGCGACGACGCGAGUCUCGUAAGUCUGCCAAAAAAUUCAUUACGUUAACGUUAGUUGUCGCGAGAUCGAGAACAAAGGCUCGCGAAACGACCGGGGCUGUCGCAAUUGAAAAUUCGAGAAAUCGCGGAUCUUAUACGGAACGUUCCUUACGGAUUUGAGAGUAGAUUCUACGGCGAUUUCGAAGGGGGGGAAAAAACCGGUGAAAAGACAUAAAUCGUUGCCGCGAGAUCGGGAACAAAGGCUCGCGAAACGACGGGGGCUGUCGCAAUUGAAAAUUCGGGAAAUCACGGAUCUUGUACGGAACGUUCCUUACGGAUUUGAGAGUAGAUUCUACGGCGAUUUCGAAGGGGGGGAAAAAACCGGUGAAAAGACAUAAAUCGUUGCCGCGAGAUCGGGAACAAAGGCUCGCGAAACGACCGGGGCUGUCGCAAUUGAAAAUUCGAGAAAUCGCGGAUCUUAUACGGAACGUUCCUUACGGAUUUGAGAGUAGAUUCUACGGCGAUUUCGAAGGGGGGGAAAAAACCGGUGAAAAGACAUAAAUCGUUGCCGCGAGAUCGGGAACAAAGGCUCGCGAAACGACCGGGGCUGUCGCAAUUGAAAAUUCGAGAAAUCGCGGAUCUUAUACGGAACGUUCCUUACGGAUUUGAGAGUAGAUUCUACGGCGAUUUCGGAGGGGGGGAAAAACCGGAGAAAAGAUAUAAAUCGUUGCCGCGAGCCAUUGGAUGAUAAUCUUCGCAAGCAGCGCGCGGUGACGAGGGAUCGCGCCGCGUCGUUUUACACCAGGUUUUCCACGGGCCCGGAGAACGGAUCGAAUUUUUAUAGCGAUUUUUCUUCCCAAGGACGCUUGAACACGAUUUCCCCGUUGUAGAUACGUUUCGAUUAAACAACCGUCGUCGGUCGAACCGCGCGACUCGUCCGCUGUUUUCGCGACGAACGUCGUCGAGAGAAAUUAUUUAACGAGUAUGCGGCGUUCGCAUCACCGGCGAUUAGUAUGUCGAAACCCUAGAAGGACCAAACAUUGAUCAGCGCGCGCGGCCAUUUCGUCUCUUUCGCCGAGUUUCUUUCGAUUCUUCGCUCUCGAAACCGCGGUUUCGCAGCGAUCUCACGAAAACAUAAGCGACAAUAAAUCAUCGUUUCAUUAAUUAA
Molecule: messenger RNA, 7251 nt
Organism: Megalopta genalis
Lineage: Eukaryota; Metazoa; Arthropoda; Insecta; Hymenoptera; Halictidae
Gene: ROCK2
Product: Rho-associated, coiled-coil containing protein kinase 2
Biological process (GO): embryonic morphogenesis; regulation of cell junction assembly; peptidyl-threonine phosphorylation
Cellular component (GO): cytoskeleton; cytoplasm
Molecular function (GO): small GTPase binding; ATP binding; Rho-dependent protein serine/threonine kinase activity
Source: RefSeq, a predicted model, not a curated record